UAAAAGUGAAUAGGUCAUGAAAUACCUCUAUAUACAUAAGAGAUGUACUAUAUAUAGCUCAAGUGGGAAACAAAAAGUACUUAGAAACACAAACAUGGCUUCUAAACCAGGCAUUCUCACAGAAUGGCCAUGGACACGCCUUGGCAACUUCAAGUAUUUGGUAUUGACACCAUUUGUGUGUCAUAGCAUAUACUCUUUCUUCAGCCAGAGUGACAUUUUAUACCUAAUCAUACUCCCACUUCUACUCUCGAGAAUGAUUCAAAACCAGAUAUGGAUAUCCUUAUCUCGCUACAGGACUGUGAAGGGUAAUAAUCGGAUCGUUGAUAAGAACAUCGAAUUUGAUCAAGUCGACAGAGAAAGAAACUGGGAUGAUCAUAUCAUAUUUAGUGGGUUGUUGUACUAUAGUGGAUACCUGAAGAUGGAACAGGUUCAUCACUGGCCCCUAUGGAGGACUGAUGGGAUCAUUAUAACUGCAUUGAUCCAUAUUGGUCCUGUGGAGUUUCUCUAUUACUGGUUUCACAGAGCUCUACACCACCAUUUUCUCUAUUCUCGUUAUCAUUCUCAUCACCACUCCUCCAUUGUUACUGAGCCCAUCACUUCUGUUGUUCAUCCGUUUGCUGAGGUCCUAGUUUAUUACGCCCUCUUUACCAUACCAGCAAUUGCAACAGAAUUCACUGGGACUACUUCUAUAUCUUCAUUUGUUGCUUACACCACCUUUAUUGAUUUCAUGAACAACAUGGGCCAUUGCAACUUUGAGCUUAUUCCUAAGUGGAUCUUCUCUAUGUUCCCACCUCUGAAGUACUUGAUGUAUACACCCUCGUACCACUCACUACAUCACACACAAUUCAGAACCAACUAUUCUCUUUUCAUGCCAAUGUAUGAUUACAUAUUUGGUACAAUGGAUAAGUCGUCAGACAAAUUGUAUGAAAAGUCAGUUGAGAGGAAAGCUGAAGUGCCUGAUGUGGUGCACCUUACACAUCUAACGACUCCACAAUCCAUCUAUCAUCUACGACUAGGAUUUGCAUCCUUGGCCUCGAAGCCUCAUGACAACACCUCUAAGUGGUAUUUGUGGUUAAUGUGGCCGGUCACGCUAUGGUCAAUAAUGAUUACUUGGAUUUAUGGUCACACAUUUGUUAUUGAGAGGAAUUUGUUCAAGGACCUCAAAUUACAAACUUGGGCUAUUCCAAAGUUUCGCAUACAAUACUCUAGCCCAUGGCAAAGAGAGAGGAUUAAUAACUUGAUCGAGGAAGCCAUCAUGGAAGCAGAUCAGAAAGGCGUAAAGGUUUUGAGCCUCGGACUGUUAAAUCAGGCAAAGAAGCUAAAUGACAAUGGUGAAGUUUACAUAAGGAAGCAUUCUCAGUUGAAAGUGAAAGUGGUAGAUGGAAGUAGCCUUGUUGUUGCUGUGAUUCUUAACUCCAUUCCUAAAGGAACUUCCCAAGUGAUCCUUCAAGGGCGUCGUCGUUUGUCCAAAGUCGCUUACUCUGUUGCCCUUGCCCUGUGCCAACGAGGAAUUCGGGUUGUCACGUUAGACGAGGAAGAGUACAAGAGACUUAAAGCAAAGUUUACUCCUGAGGCUGCAACUAAUUUGGUCUUGUCGAAAAGUGCAAAUGCUUCAAAGACGUGGCUAGUAGAUGAUGGAUUGAGUGAAGAUGAACAAUUGAAGGCACCAAAAGGGACAUUAUUUAUUCCUUAUUCACAAUUCCCACCUAGAAAAGCUCGCAACGAUUGCUUCUACUUGAACACACCAGCCAUGAUUAGUCCAAAACAUCUCCAAAAUGUAGACUCUUGUGAGAAUUGGCUGCCAAGAAGAGUGAUGAGUGCAUGGAGGAUAGCUGGAAUUUUGCACGCUUUUGAAGGUUUGAAGGAGCAUGAGUGUGGUAACAUGAUGUUUGAUAUUGACAAAGUAUGGAAAGCUAGUCUUGAUCAUGGUUUUUCCCCAUUAACCAUGGCUUCUGUUACUGAAUCCAAGACCUAGAAUAUAGAGAAUGAUUUUUGUUAAGAUCAUAUCUUGGAUUAGUGGUCACUUAGAAGUUGUAAAAUGUAAUAUUAUUAUUUCCUCUAUCUCAAUUUAUGUGAUAUAAUUCCGAUUUGGAGAGUCAAAUAAGAAAAUUUUUGA
Lycium barbarum (goji berry) is the source of this 2116-nucleotide messenger RNA. RefSeq names its product very-long-chain aldehyde decarbonylase GL1-4-like. Bases 17 to 1975 code for a protein of 652 amino acids. Gene Ontology annotation, molecular function: iron ion binding; oxidoreductase activity. The record is from RefSeq and is a predicted model, not a curated record. Lineage: Eukaryota; Viridiplantae; Streptophyta; Magnoliopsida; Solanales; Solanaceae. The transcript is spliced from 10 exons. Gene Ontology annotation, biological process: lipid biosynthetic process.